Molecule: messenger RNA, 681 nt
Organism: Scheffersomyces amazonensis
Lineage: Eukaryota; Fungi; Ascomycota; Pichiomycetes; Serinales; Debaryomycetaceae
Exons: 1
Coding region: 1-681 (226 amino acids)
Biological process (GO): import into nucleus
Cellular component (GO): cytoplasm
Source: RefSeq, a predicted model, not a curated record
AUGAGUGCAUUUAUACUUGGAUCUACUGGUUUAGUAGGUUUUCAAAUUCUCAGAGCUGUUGACAAAUCAACAUUUUAUAAUAAGAUAUCUACAGUUAGUCGCCGCAAACCAGCAAUUGAAUCUGAUAAAUUAAACUCAAUUGUUGAAAAAGAUAGUGAUAAAUGGACCGAUAUUAUAAAAAAAGAAGCUAAAGGUGCAAGUACCUUCUUUAGUGGAUUUGGUACAACUAGAGCAGCUGCAGGCUCUGCGGAUAAUUUUAAAAAGAUUGAUUAUGGUGUUAACUACGAUGCUGCCAAGGCAGCCAGGGAAGCUGGUGUCGAAACUAUAGUAUUAAUUUCAACUGUUGGUGCCAAUCCCAACUCUUAUUUUCUUUACUUUAAAACCAAAGGAGAAUUGGAGAAUGCAAUUAUUGCCUUAGAGUUCCCAAGGACUAUUAUUUUGAGACCAGGUCCUUUGUUAGGAGAAAGGGAUAAGGCAAAGGAUUUUCUCAAUACUUUAUCUGCAAAGGUCUUUCAAUUCGUUCAUGGCACAAGAUUUUCAUUUUUUGGAAAUCCAAUUUAUGGUGAAGAAUUGGGUCAAGUGGCCGUUAAUUUGAGCGAGGAGCCCUUUACUAAAAGUGAUGUUCCAAUAGUAAAAUUUGUUGAUGGAGGUGAGUUGACCGCUUUAUCCAAGAAGCUUUAA